AUGGGUCAGACGGCGUCGCAGCCCGAAGGGGGCAAGACCCUCAAGGUCAUUGGAGCCGGUCUGUCAAGGACGGGCACCACCUCGUUUGGUGCAGCUUGCUCAUACCUCCUCGACGGCCCCUGUUACCACGGCGGCACCCAAAUGCUCAACUCCCCCGAAUCUCACAUCAAGCGCUGGAUCGACAUCAUCAGGCACACCCCCGUCAAGGGUGAAGCCGACCGGAAGGCAUUACACGAGGGCGUCAAGGAGAUGCUCGACGGAUACGUCGCCUGUACCGAUCUGCCUUCGAACGCCUUUGUCGAAGAACUCAUGGAGAUCUAUCCCGACGCCAAAGUCAUCUGCACAGUCCGUGAUCCUGAUAAGUGGUGGAACAGCUUGGCGCCCAUCGUCGAGAAGGGCAACUUGACUGUCCUGUCGUGGAUCCUGGCACCCCUACCGACUCUGCGGUGGUUCCGAACAUACCACGACGCCCUCGACGAAGGCCGCGUGGGAGAGCUGUACUUCCGACCCGGAGAGCCUCAGAGGCCCACGAGGGCCAUGUGGGACCGACAUAUCGAGCAUCUGAAGAAGGUUGUCCCCAAGGAGAAGCUCUUCUUCUACGACGUCCGCGAUGGCUGGGAGCCCCUGUGCGCCAUCCUGGGCGUGCCUGUGCCCAAGGACACACCCUUCCCCAAAUUAAACGAUGCUGCCGCCAUGGAGACUUUCAUGAAGAAAAGUGCCCAACGGGGCAUGAUGGCCUGGGCUGGCAUCUUCGUGUCGGUCGGUGUGGCUGCCUUCACCGCUGGCAGAUACGCCCAAGUGUUCUAA
This is a messenger RNA of Cladophialophora yegresii CBS 114405, 807 nucleotides long. RefSeq lists its product as uncharacterized. The transcript has a single exon. Bases 1 to 807 code for a protein of 268 amino acids. The record is from RefSeq and is a predicted model, not a curated record. Lineage: Eukaryota; Fungi; Ascomycota; Eurotiomycetes; Chaetothyriales; Herpotrichiellaceae.